Messenger RNA from Sorex araneus (European shrew), 13450 nucleotides. RefSeq names its product nuclear factor of activated T cells 5 (gene NFAT5). Gene Ontology annotation, cellular component: transcription regulator complex. NCBI's taxonomy places the organism in Eukaryota, Metazoa, Chordata, Mammalia, Eulipotyphla, Soricidae. Gene Ontology annotation, biological process: regulation of transcription by RNA polymerase II; cytokine production; calcineurin-NFAT signaling cascade. Gene Ontology annotation, molecular function: transcription factor binding; DNA-binding transcription factor activity, RNA polymerase II-specific; RNA polymerase II cis-regulatory region sequence-specific DNA binding. The transcript is spliced from 15 exons. Bases 404 to 5056 code for a protein of 1550 amino acids. The record is from RefSeq and is a predicted model, not a curated record.
GUCAGCGGCGGCGGCGGUGGCGGCGACCGUCAGUGUGCGCGGAGGAGAAGCACGAAACGGACCCGUUGGCCGUCUCCCCGCCUCCCUUUCCCCGCCCUGCACCCCCCUCCGGACUCGCGGGGAAGCAGUCGCCGCCGCCGGAGUCGCCCCCCGCCUCGCCGCCGCCGCCGCCGCCGCCGCCGCCGUUCCUCCUCCGUGCUCGGCCCGGUGCGAGUCUCUGCCCUCGAGAGGAGGAGGAGGAGGAGGAGGAGGAGGAGAGGAGGAGGAGGAGGAGAGGAGGCAGCGGCAGCCGCCCUCGCCUCGCCGCCCCCGGUUCGGUGCCCGCGGUCCCGGAGAGGAGGUGCCGCCGCCACCGCCGCUCCCCCCCUCCCGCCGCCCUCGGGCCGGGCUGGGUCGAGCUGCGAUGCCCUCGGACUUCAUCUCAUUGCUCAGCGCGGACCUAGACCUGGAGUCGCCCAAGUCGCUGUACUCGAGAGAUUCUCUGAAGUUACACCCAUCACAGAAUUUUCAUAGAGCUGGACUAUUGGAAGAAUCUGUCUAUGAUCUUCUCCCAAAGGAGUUACAGUUACCUCCAUCUCGAGAAACAUCUGUAGCAUCAAUGAGUCAGACAAGCGGUGGUGAGGCAGGCUCCCCGCCUCCAGCUGUAGUUGCUGCUGAUGCUUCUUCAGCUCCCUCCUCUUCCUCCAUGGGCGGUGCUUGCAGCUCCUUUACCACCUCUUCCAGCCCUACCAUUUAUUCUACCUCAGUCACCGACAGCAAGGCUAUGCAAGUGGAGAGCUGCUCCUCAGCCUUGGGGGUAAGUAACAGAGGGGUAAGUGACAAGCAGUUAACCAGUAACACAGUUCAGCAGCAUCCAUCAACACCGAAGAGGCACACAGUCUUGUACAUCUCACCACCACCUGAGGACUUGCUGGAUAACAGUCGGAUGUCCUGCCAGGAUGAGGGGUGUGGAUUGGAAUCUGAGCAGAGCUGCAGUAUGUGGAUGGAGGAUUCCCCCUCCAACUUCAGUAACAUGAGCACCAGUUCCUACAAUGAUAACACUGAGGUACCUCGUAAAUCACGAAAACGAAAUCCAAAGCAGAGGCCGGGGGUCAAACGACGAGAUUGUGAAGAAUCUAAUAUGGAUAUAUUUGAUGCCGACAGUGCCAAAGCACCUCACUAUGUGCUUUCUCAGCUUACCACGGACAACAAAGGCAACUCAAAAGCAGGAAAUGGAACAUUAGAAAACCAAAAAGGAACUGGAGCAAAGAAGAGCCCUAUGUUGUGUGGACAGUAUCCUGUUAAAAGCGAGGGGAAGGAGCUGAAGAUUGUUGUGCAGCCCGAGACCCAGCACCGAGCUCGGUACCUGACUGAGGGUAGCCGUGGUUCUGUGAAGGAUAGAACACAGCAAGGUUUUCCUACAGUGAAGCUGGAAGGCCAUAAUGAACCAGUGGUGCUGCAAGUGUUUGUGGGCAAUGACUCUGGUCGAGUGAAACCCCACGGAUUUUAUCAGGCCUGCAGAGUAACCGGGCGAAAUACAACCCCCUGCAAAGAAGUUGACAUUGAAGGCACUACUGUCAUUGAAGUCGGCCUCGAUCCAAGCAACAACAUGACUCUGGCGGUGGACUGCGUAGGAAUCUUGAAAUUAAGGAAUGCUGAUGUCGAAGCAAGAAUAGGAAUUGCUGGUUCCAAGAAAAAAAGCACUCGUGCCAGAUUGGUUUUCCGAGUUAAUAUCACAAGAAAAGAUGGCUCCACUUUGACCCUGCAAACACCAUCUUCUCCAAUUUUGUGUACUCAGCCAGCAGGAGUGCCAGAAAUCCUAAAGAAAAGCUUGCAUAGCUGCUCAGUGAAAGGAGAAGAAGAAGUAUUUUUAAUUGGCAAAAAUUUUCUAAAAGGAACUAAAGUUAUUUUUCAAGAGAAUGUUUCUGAUGAAAACUCUUGGAAGUCGGAAGCUGAAAUCGACAUGGAAUUAUUUCAUCAGAAUCAUCUGAUUGUGAAGGUUCCUCCAUAUCAUGACCAACAUAUAACUUUACCUGUAUCGGUGGGAAUAUAUGUAGUGACCAAUGCUGGAAGAUCUCAUGAUGUUCAGCCAUUUACUUACACUCCAGACCCAGCAGCAGCUGGUGCUUUGAAUGUAAAUGUGAAGAAGGAAAUUUCUAGUCCUGCAAGGCCUUGCUCUUUUGAAGAGGCCAUGAAAGCAAUGAAAACUACUGGAUGUAACUUGGAUAAGGUAACUAUCCUUCCUAACACUCUGAUCACUCCACUCAUAUCAAGCAGCAUGAUUAAGAGUGAAGAUGUUACUCCAAUGGAAGUAACAGCGGAAAAAAGAUCUUCCUCUAUUUUUAAGACUACAAAAACAGUUGGAUCAACUCAACAAACAUUAGAAAAUAUUUCGAACAUACCAGGAAGUGGAUCUUUUUCAUCACCGUCUUCCCACUUACCUUCUGAGAAUGAAAAGCAGCAACAGAUUCCGCCCAAGGCGUACAACCCAGAGACCCUGACAACUAUCCAGACACAGGACAUUUCACAGCCUGGGGCCUUCUCAACAGUUCCUGCUUCAAGCAGUGAAGCGUUACUCCAGCAGGCUACACAGUUCCAGACCCGAGAAACUCAGUCUCGAGAGGUAUUACAGUCCGAUGGGACCGUUGUUAACUUGUCUCACCUGACUGAAGCGCAGCAGCAGCAGCAGCAGUCACCACUCCAAGAGCAAGCACAAACUUUACAGCAGCAGAUUUCGUCAAAUAUUUUCCCGCCCCCAAGUAGCGUGAGUCAGUUACAGAAUACAAUUCAGCAUUUGCAAGCAGGAAAUUUCUCGGGCAGUACUACUGGUGGCAGCAGCGGAAACGUCGACUUGGUCCAGCAAGUUUUAGAGGCACAGCAACAGUUAUCUUCAGUUUUAUUUUCUGCUGCAGAUGGUAAUGAAAAUGUUCAAGAACAGCUUAGUGCAGACAUUUUUCAGCAAGUCAGUCAGAUCCAAAAUAGUGUAAGCCCUGGAAUGUUUCCCUCCACGGAGCCACCGGUCCAUACCAGACCAGACAAUUUAAUAGCUGCAAGAGCUGAGAGUGUUCACUCACAGACUGAAAACACGUUAUCGAAUCAACAGCAGCAGCAGCAGCAACAGCAAGUGAUGGAGUCUUCUGCUGCAAUGGUGAUGGAGAUGCAGCAGAGUAUCUGCCAGGCCGCUGCCCAGAUUCAGUCAGAGUUAUUCCCUUCCACUGCUCCAGCGAACGGAAACCUUCAGCAGUCUCCAGUGUACCAACAGACUUCUCACAUAAUGAGUGCGUUACCUUCCAGUGAGGACAUGCAAAUGCAGUGUGAAUUGUUUUCUUCUCCUCCUGCAGUUUCUGGAAAUGAAACAGCUACAACCACCACACAGCAGGUUGCAACCCCCGGCACUGCCCUGUUCCAGACAUCAAGUUCAGGAGAUGGAGAAGAAACUGCAGCGCAAGCGAAACAGAUUCAGAGCAGUGUCUUUCAGACCAUGGUUCAGAUGCAGCACGGUGGGGAUAGUCAGUCUCAAGUUAACCUUUUUCCAACUCCAAAAAGUAUGAUGAGUGUUCAGAAUAGUGGUACCCAGCAACAAGGCAAUGGUUUAUUCCCUCAGAGUAAUGAGAUGAUCUCACUCCAACCUGGCAAUUUUUUGCAGCAGUCUUCUCAUUCACAGGCUCAACUUUUUCAUUCUCAGAACCCUAUUGCUGAUGCUCAGAAUCUUUCCCAGGAAACACAAGGUUCUAUUUUUCACAGUCCUAGUCCUAUUGUCCACAGCCAGGCUUCUACAACCUCCUCGGAACAAAUGCAACCUCCACUGUUCCAUUCCCAAAGUACCAUGGCCGUGCUCCAGGGCUCUUCUGUUCCUCAAGACCAGCCAUCCGCCAAUAUAUUUCUUUCCCAGAAUCCGAUGAAUAAUCUUCAGACUAACACAGUCGCCCAGGAAGAGCAGAUCUCGUUUUUCGCGGCUCAGAACUCAAUAUCUCCCCUGCAGUCAACUUCCAACCCUGAGCCACAAGCGGCUUUCCAACAGCAGGCUCCCAUCUCACACAUCCAGACGCCAAUGCUCCCGCAGGAGCAGGCUCAGUCCUCGCCCCAAGGUCUGUUCCAGCCUCAGGUGUCCCUGGGCUCCCUUCCUCCGAACCAAAUGCCUCAGAACCAACAAGGAACCAUCUUCCAGCCGCAGCACUCAAUAGUUGCCAUCCAGAGUAGCUCUCCAUCCCAGGAGCCGCAGCCGCAGCCGCAGCCACAGCAGCAGCCGCAACAGCAGCCGCAGCCGCAGCAGCCACAGGGCAUGUUAUUCAGUAGUCAGAAUACCAUGGCCACCAUGGCGUCUCAGAAGCAGCCCUCGCCAAACAUGAUGUUCAACCCAGGUCAGAAUCCAAUGGCUAAUCAGGAGCAACAGAAUCCAUCAAUUUUUCACCAACAAAAUAAUAUGGCCCCCAUGAAUCAGGAGCAGCAGCCUAUGCAAUUUCAGAACCAGCCCACCGUGUCCACGCUCCCGAACCCAGGUCCUCCCCAGUCUGAAUCAUCACAGAGCACCUUGUUCCACAGCUCUCCUCAGAUUCAGUUGGUCCAAGGCUCACCCAGUUCUCAAGAGCAACAAGUAACACUCUUCCUCUCUCCAGCAUCCAUGUCUGCAUUGCAGACCAGUAUAAACCAACAAGACAUGCAACAGUCUCCCCUUUAUUCUCCUCAGAACAACAUGCCUGGCAUUCAAGGAGCCACAUCUUCACCUCAGCCACAACCUGCUUUAUUUCAUAACACUACAGGAGGCACCAUGAACCAACUACAGAAUUCUUCUGGGUCAUCUCAACAGACUUCAGGAAUGUUCUUAUUUGGCAUUCAAAAUAACUGUAGUCAACUUUUGUCUUCUGGACCAGCCACAUUGCCAGAUCAAUUGAUGGCCAUAAGUCAGCCAGGUCAGCCACAAAGUGAGGGCCAGCCACCAGUGACAACACUUCUUUCUCAGCAAAUGUCAGAGAAUUCUCCAAUGGCAUCUUCCAUAAACACCAACCAGAACAUGGAAAAGAUUGAUUUGCUUGUUUCAUUGCAAAACCAAGGGAACAACCUGACUGGCUCUUUUUAACUCGAGUUAAAUACCUUGAAGAAAAUUGAUUCCAGGAAUGCCCUGAGAUCUUGUGGUUCCAUGACAAUUAUUGAACUGUUACUUUAAAAACAACAAAAUACAAAGAACUGUGAUCGAGUAAAUGGAUAGAUUUUACCCUGACUGCAAAAGAGCACAUCUAUGCUACCUGUUGCAGUGAUUAGCCACCGUUAACGUCUUCAUAUUUUAUUUCUAAUAACAGUGAUGACUGAGAAUCUAUUGUGUUUUCCAGCUGACAGAGUUCAUUGUUGGUAUUUUCCUAGGCACUGUUUCUUUAAAAUAAGCAUAGUUGAAAGCUUGAAAGCUGGAGGACUCAGUUAUAAUUGCUAUUAGAAAAUAAUUCAUGUUUACUUUUGUUAUUCAUUAUUUUCCUGCAUUGUUUUAGUCAAGUAAUGGCUUUUGAAAAAGUAAGAUUAAAAUCAAACCAAGGCUGUGCUUUUUCAGUAUAAAAAACACAACUACUGGCCAAAGUGAAGAAAUCUUUUCUUCAGUUGGCCAAAGUGAAGGAAUCUUUCUUUUUCAGUUUUUAUAGAGAAACUGAAAAAUUAUUACUCUGACAAAUAAGCUGUAUUAAGAGCUCUCCACAAAUAAGAGGCCUCUUUACCUAACACACAAACUGGGGACAGCUGGAAUGCUUUUGAUUUUAUUUUUUCAGAGAGUUGUUAAUUCUCUGUGUUUCUAUUAAAGGGUUUUAGCCAUAACUGUGCUUAAAAAAGUAAUUAACUUGCUCUGUAAAAAAGCAAAGGGGAGACUUUAUGGUAAAUUAUGUUCUGACAUCCUCCUAUAAUAGUUUUAACUAACAGUAAUUUGACUCUGUUUUUCUUAACCCAGUCUUAGACCUAUGUUCCCUUUUUAUAUUUAUAUUAUCCUUCCCCUAUUUCUCACUUUCUUUUAAAUGAUUAGUAAUAUACUGCUAGCUUUGUGACCCUGUAGCAGCUAAGGAAAAGGCCACUUUGAUCUGAGGUAACCCAGUAACUAGCUCCUGCAGCACAGGCAAAGGAGAAGGGUUAUCUUCAGUUUUGAGAAACAAGAAACAAUGCAUUUUAUUUUUUCACGAACGGUGCUGUUCUGAAGUCUUCGAUUUUUCCCCCCUCUAAUAGGAACCAGUAUAAAUUUUAUUUUUUAAAAAAAGCAAACUAAAGUUUCUUGAAAUAUCACUUCUCCCUGAGCGGUAGUGAGUGUAAUUCACUUGUCACCUCAGUGCUUUACAGUUUGAAGUGGUCACUUACUGAUGAUUCCCACAAGCCUUAGGCUUUACAGGGUCAUAUCAUUGACUUAAGAUGAAGAAUUAACUCAUGUUACAUCUAUAAAGAGCAAAAUCACACACUCCAGAACUUGCAGUUGUAGCAUUAGUUACACAGUUUUGGGUGUUCUCACCACCCGUGGGAUGCCUGCUUCUCACUACAACCUGUUGUCUGGAUACAUGCUUAUGUCUUUCUUUCCUUUUGGCAUGUAGAAAGCUAUUAAUACAGUUUAUGGCCAAAUUGUGUGUGGCUUCUAUAUGUAGAUAAGAUGUUUUGGUAUUCUUGUCCAUUUUAUUUUUGUAAGUGUAUAAAAAAAUAGCCUGCUAAUUGUUUGUUGAGGGCUACUUUCUGUUUUGGUCUUUGUUCGUUCGUUCGUUUCUAUCCUCUACAUUUAGUUGAACUUUGUGGAAUAGUGGUGUUGGUUUUGUUUAUUCCUCCAGAUUCCCCCUACCCCUUUUGUGAUGGUCUUCCUUCACUCUUUGAAUGUGCUAGUCUUCUAAGUUUGUUUCCUCCUCGUUCUCAUAUAUUCUUCCCUGAACCCUCAACCCUUUCUUUCUUUCUCUCUCUGAUUGAGAGGCAUUGAAUUACGUUUUCAGUAGUACAGGCUUCUUGCCGAUAUGAAGGGAACUUUUCAGAAAGAGACCUACUCUGGGUCAUUUAAUUUUGAAUACAGUUUUCAAUCGUUCAAGUUUUGGAUGGUUUAUAUCUAAUGUGUGUUUCAUUUUUUUGGAAAGCUAUAUUUUGUAUUUAGGAAAUGGUAUACUAUUUUGCUAUUUGUACUGAGUGAGUACAUUGGCAUAAAUAUAGAAAUUUAUAUAUAUACAUAUAUAUAAACUAUUCUUUUUUUGCCACACAUUUUUGUGGUAAAUUUGUGAGUUUGUCUGAUGUUCUACCACAACGUGGCGUCUGAUAACCGUGAGGGGGGGAGGGUUUGUUAUGUCUUUAUUGAGUAUUUAAGUAUCUUUUGAAACAAAUGACCUGUUCAUCCGGUGGCCAUUCCAUCAGGCAGUUCCUUAAUGUUAUUGUGGGCUAAAGGCAACUUACUGUGUGUUUGCUGGAUUUUUCACUCAGCAAAAUGAAGAGUAAGGAAACCCAUAAAGGCAGUGUGUCAAAUGGUGUUUCAUAAGAAUGAGCCAUUCAGUCUUUGCUCACUAUAUAUUUAAUAUUUUAUUAUUGUUAUUAUUAUUAUUAAUUGGCUUUCUGUAUUCUAUGCCUAUUAUUUAUAAAGACACUAAAAAACAUGUUUGUAAUUUUAAUAACAUUUUCCCCAUCUUGUAAUAUCCAGAACUACUUUAUAAAUUCUCUGAACCAAAAGCAUUUUCCUCAAUCUCUCUUCUCUCUCCACCCGUAUUAGGAAAACUUACCCAGUCUAGUUCAGGUUGUGAAAAGGACCAGCCACACAAUCCAGUGCUUCAACUUUAAAGUGUAAAGCUGGCAACUGGGGGUUGUCUCAAAGCUCUCCCAGCCGGUACAAAAACAAGUAGAAGUAAAAUUGUGUUGAAUUGAUUUCUGAGUUUUUCUGAAUUUUUUUCCUAACAGAUUACAGAUGAGACUCUUCACCAAAUUCCAAUCUAAAACAAUGUUAAUACUGCUUUAUGGAUGCAGUGAUUCGAGGAGACUGGCUUGUGUGCUGAGUUCUGUUCUGUUAUUCAGCAAAGGUUUAUCAUUGUCAAAUGCAAGUUGCCAAUGCCAAGUCACCAGGGACCAAUAUUCUGUCUUAUAAUUAAGUUUAGAACAGAACAAACACCUGAACUGUAGUACUGUGAUUGAAUGGAGGCAGAAAACCCAAUUUUUAUUUUCGUAAACUUUGUGGUUAUUUAUACAAGGGCUGUGCUAUGCUACCAUAUUCAUAUUCAGUAAUGAUGGAUUAAAACUUUUUUUUAACAUUGUUAAAUGUCCCUUAUCUCUAAAGGUCAAUGUUAAUUUAAGUACAGCAUUCUUAAUCUACAAUUUGGUUACAAAAAGUAUUUGUCUUCUUAUCGAAGAAUUGCUCAGUGGUCAGUGGUUGAUACAUGUGCUAAUUAAUAAUGCAGUUUCAGAUUACUGUUACAAGUUGUUGCUUUUUUAAAGAAGAGAGUCAGUGAGCCAGCAAAGGCCUUGAAAACAAUUUUUUAUCUAUUUAUGGCAGAAAGACUAAAUUAUGAACCACAUUUUAUUACUUUACACUGUUACACUCUUGCUUUUAGCAACUCACAUUAAUGCUUGGAGCUUAUCUCUAUGUAUUUCUUUAUUGUCAUUCCAUUUUAUAACAAUACCAACAAUAGGGGAAGAUAAAAUUAUAAGUCAUUUUGUUUCCAAGCUUUUUCAUGUUGUGUUUGUAAUAAGACUAUCAUGUCAUUAUUUAGCCAAUGUAAAUCUGUUUUUAUUAGUCACUCUGGGGCAGGUUGUUUAAAGGCUUUGUUUAUUAUAGAUGCAGUGUUAAUAAGGGACUUCCUUGCUUUCCUUCCUCCAUUCCUUCUUCCUUGCCUCUCUUUUUUUUUUUUAACUACUGUAUAUGCUGUAGUUGGGAAUUUUAUUAUAGUGUAUUUUUCACCCAUCAGAACAUCAAUUUAUGUGCCUAGGAAAAAUGGUGUCAAAGGAAAUGUGAGAGAAGUUCUAUCUGAGCCCUUAUAGAACUAAGAUAAUGAUUCCUUUUGACCAUUUAAGCCAUUAUAAAUGCUUGUUUUCCAAAUGUGAAAUCUGUUCAGAGACAUCAAUAAUUAAAUACCAGAUUAAAUGCUUUAAUGAUCAGCUUUGAAUUCAACGUGGUUUAUAAAUAUUCACUAGAAAUAAUUUCAGAGUGCUCAUAUUUCUGAUGAAAUUUAUGUUUUAAUUGUUUCCUGGUAUUUUUGUAAUUGAAAGAUUGUUUGGAACCUCUUUAUUCUGCUUCAUGACCAUAGACUGUACAAUUUAGUGACUAUUGUUGGAAUAACUUCAAAUUUAUACCCUAAUAAAUGGGUUGGCAGAAUAAACAUUUAUAGAAAAGAGGAUUGGGGGCUGGAUUGGUACAGUAGGUAGGGUGCUUGCUGUGCGCAAGCCAACCUGGGUUUGAUCCUCAGCACCCCCUGUGGUCCCCCAUCCCCACAGGAGUGAUUCCUGCGCAGAGCCCGAGCACCACUGGGUGUGGCCCAAAAAUCAAACAGUAAAUAAAUAAAUAAGUAGGGGAUUUCUCCUCUGCCUGUUUAUAUCACUAGGGCUGAGUCAGAGAGCUUAUGUUUAUAAUUGCAAUCAAUAUUAAAAUACAAUAUCAUUUGUGAAUUGCCCCAGUGCCCUAAUUCUUAAGUCAUUUAUUUUAAGCUAUUUUGCCUCAUAUAUUAAUAAAUUCUAUUUUUCCCCCCCACUUUGUCCUCUAGGAAAUAUUUUUAAUUACUAUUUUAUAUCUGAAUGCUUAUGGAAAAGUGCCUUUUUUUAACCAGGAUAAUGCCCCUUUCUUAUAAUUUCCUUUUCUGCUGUUGUAUUGCCAAAACACAAAAACAAGUGGUUUUAAAAAGCUCUGACUUUAUAUUUUUCUAUUUUAUCUUUCAUUUUUUCAUCUCUUGAUUACUUUUAGAAAACAACUUCGGUUUCUAACUCCCUUUGGUAUACAAAUAUUAGAAAAGCUACCUGUUAGAACUGUUCCUUUAAGCCAGGGUAAUUAAGAGAUUCCAGAAUUAGGGGUCACAGAAUUAAGGCACUGCCUUGCAUGUGGCCCGUCCCAGUUUUAUCCCUGGUACCAUAUAAGUUCCUGAACACUGCCAGGUAUGCCCUCCCCCCACCUCAAUCACACACAAAACUACAGAAUUAUACUGCUUAGGCUUUAUUAAAUGUAUCUUCAUUUCAGCCAAUUAAUGAUCAUUUUUAUUUCACUGCCAGUGAAAUUUAUACUGUAUUUCAAAGUCCAUGGACACAUAUAUGUAAUUAAAUGUCAGGAAGUGUUUGAAGCCUCUUCUGAUGGAAAUAAAUUACUUAGCAACACAUAAUUUCAGUGUAGUAGCAUCAGUUUUUCUAAUUGGACAGGGCUAAGUAAUUCAUUAUAAUGUACUUGUCAGAACUUCAGUUAGUCUGCCUUGGAAAAAUAAUGUCCAAGGAAAUGAAGAUAAUACAUGAGUCCCCAGAAAACUAAGAAUUCCUUGUAGCCAUUUAUUGUUGGAUUGACAAUUCCCUUGUUUUGUUUGUUUGUUUGUUUGUUUUAUCAAGUCUGCCUGUGUUCCCAGCUUUAUAACAUGAUGGAGGGUACUAUGAAGAGAGGACCAGCAGCGUCAGGUUAGGGCAGUCCAAGCUAGAGAGUGGCCUUCCCUGUGCGAGUAUUUCCUGACUGUAGUGGCACUGAAGAUACAGACCUUUAUGCAAUAUCCCUAAUACACUAUUGGUAUUAAUGCACUUUACUCAAUGCAGAGAAGUCAAGAACGCUGUGUAGUGGUAAUUCCUUCUUAGUACAUCUUAACUGUUUAUGAUAUUUAUGUUGCUUUUUACUUUGGUUAGCCAACUUCGUUUACUGUUAAUGACUAUUUUCUAAAAUGACUAUAUUGUAGGUCUUAAUUAACACUUUAUUUUUUUUAAUGUAGGUUUCAACACUUUAAAGUCUAAUUGGCUAUCAAGAAAAAUGAUCAUAUUUCAGCAGAUCGAUUUAGACAUGUUAAAAUGUUAAAACACCUUACUGAGUUACAUGUUUGAGAGUGAAGCCAGCCAGCCCUCUUCCUGUGUUUUGUGUAGAAAUAUAUGGUAUAAUUUUCUCUAUAUAUACUAUAUAGAAAUCAGUGAUUCUUAAAGUAUGACUCCUCAGCCUACCAGCCAACAUCAGUACACUUAUAAGUGUUUAUUUAUAAAUGUAAAUACUUGAGCCCUAUCCCAAGCAUACUGAAUCAGAUACUUUGGAAUAAAGGCUAAGCAAUCGUCUUAAGCCUUCCAGAUGAUUCUAAUGCACAUUCAAGUUUAGGAGCUAGUAUAAAUGAUAUAAAUUUAGUAAGAUCUAGAAAGUUUUUCUACUCUCUCUAUAUAUAGAUGCCAGUAUAUAUUAUUCUUUAUGUAAAUUCAGCUUGACUUGGUUACCCAUAAUCACUUAUUGGCAGUAACAGUUUAUUCUUAGAAUUGCCUAUAGAAAUAUAUUUUUAAGUACACACACAAAUUACUGAUAAUUUGGUUAACUUAGUUUGGCAUUUCCCUACCAUUUACUAAAAAGUUUACAUUAAAUGGCUGAUUUAAAUAUGUAAGUGCAAUAUACAAUAUUUCUUUGAAUUCUUAUGAUAUUUAAGUAGCUAAUAUUACUGAUGGGUGCUAAAGCCUCCUGUUUAUCCCUAAAAUUGGUAUAUCGUGGGCAGUGAUAAUAUAAACUUUCCAUUCAUUGCCUCUUACCAGCAGACCACAGUUUUGCUCUGACUAGACCAACUCUCUGAACUAAAUUAUUUACCCUUUCUUGUACUCCUAUGUACAUCUGAGAUACCAAAUAAAAUGGCUAGUCAGGUCAGAAAAGCAGAAAUUAUUUUUUUAACAGAUAAAACUUAUUUUAGAACUGGAGCAAUAGUAAGUACAGCAGGUAGCGUGCUUGCCUUGCAUGUGUCAGGCCUGGAUUCGAUCCCUGAUGCUCCAUUUGGUUCCCUGAGAUCUGCCAGGUGUGAUUCUUGAUCAAAGAGCCAGGAGUAAUCCCUGAGCACUCCCAGGUUUGGCCCAAAAGUAACAAAAAAUUAAAAAAGUACAAGAGCUACUUUUGGAACUUAUGCUUGAGACAUAUUGUUUACUAAAAUAAAUUUUAAGAAAACAGUACAUAUAUAAUUGGGUUUUAUUCCCUUCCCAAUUACAAACUAACCACAAGAUAAGUACAUUUAUUCAUUUUAAUCUCCCUAUAUAAUUCAGUACCUAUAUAAUUGUUCCAAUCUUCCUACCACUGUUUACAGAUCAUCAGUUAACUCAUGAAAGAUUAUGCACAUUUCAAAAUAAAAUGUGCGCUAUAUAAAAAUCACUGCUUUCUUUACUUAAAACUAGCAGUGGAAAUAUAAGUGGCUUACUCUACAAACUUUGGUGCUGGCUAAUAGGUAAAUUGUCGGGAGAUGCUUUAGCUACAUUAUUUCCUUCUUACUCCCUCUCCCCACACCUCCACCUUAUUGAAUAUUAUAUACUUAAAUCCAAAGCAUUCUAUCACAAUUAUGUUUGAUUUCAAUUUGUUAAUGUCUUUUUUUUUUUCCCCCAGUGUCAGGAAUCAAACCCAGGGUUUCAUACAUACAAAACGUGCUCUACCACUGAGUGACAUCGGUGCAUUUCCAGCCUUAUAAUAUCUCCUUUUAAAGCCCCAUAUAUAGGGGUCAGAGUGAUAUGAUAGUACAGCAGGUAGGGCAUUUGCCUUGUGCAUGGCCGACCCGGGUUCAAUCCCUGGCAUCUCAUAUGGUCCCCCAAGCACCGCCAGGAGGAAUUCCUGAGUGCAGAGCCAGGAGUAACUCCUGAGCAUCUCUGGGUGUGGCCCAAAAACCAGUGGAAAAAAAACCAAUAUGUUUAACCAUAUCAUCCUACUCUUUUUUUUUUUUUUUAGAAGAAAUUUUCCUGGUUUGAAAUCAUUUAUAGGGAUUCCUUAUUAUUAAUGAAUCUCAGGACAACACAACACAAACAUACAUCCAGCAUAUCAGAUGUUUGAGAGUGGGUUUGGAAUCAGGCGAAUGUCCUACACUGAAGUGUUCAUGACUCUAACAGCUACACACUGAUUCCAGUGACCUUGAGCUGAGUCUUUGGAUCGAAUGAAUGUAUCUGCUCACCUUGUUCCUUCUAAUUGAUAAGCUCCAAGUAAUUGCUUACUUCUAGACAUUUAUUUUCGUUUAGUCUUUUCUUAUACUAUAAAUGUUAACCUAUUUUCAAGUGGUUUAUCUGUCAUUUUGCCAUUUAAAUUUUGUAUUUAGUUUCAUUUGCUUGAGCACACUGAUCAACCACUGACCUGCCUUCUUCCAUUGUUCUGCAAUGACAUAAAGGUCACAUUUUUGUGUAUAUGGCUUUCAUAGUUGAGAUUCAGAGCACUGACACCAGAUACUUUCAGUUUGUUCUUUGGGGGAAUUUAAUUUGCAUAUAUGUUUUUAGCUAUCUGUGAUAACUUGUUAAAUAUUAAAAAGAUAUUUUGCUUCUAUCAGAACAUUUGUAUACUCGCAAUAUAUUUCUGUAAACAGCUGCAGUCAAAAAUAAACAUUGAAAGUUUUCA